Molecule: messenger RNA, 4003 nt
Organism: Rhipicephalus sanguineus (brown dog tick)
Lineage: Eukaryota; Metazoa; Arthropoda; Arachnida; Ixodida; Ixodidae
Product: solute carrier family 13 member 5
Exons: 14
Coding region: 288-2105 (605 amino acids)
Biological process (GO): citrate transport; monoatomic anion transmembrane transport
Cellular component (GO): membrane
Molecular function (GO): citrate transmembrane transporter activity; succinate transmembrane transporter activity
Source: RefSeq, a predicted model, not a curated record
AGCACAUUCACUAGCGCAACAUGUCAAACGCUCGGGGAAGUCCGAAGGACAAAAAGGAGACCGCCACGCGUAACUUUUAGCCUAUAGGUGCGCUCAGCGUCACUAGAGAAUCGGUUGCGCAAAUCGCGGACGAACUCUUUCUUUCGACAUCGCACGCAUAAAGGGGUCUUGCCGAUGGCCGGAGUCAUGCGAGCGAAUUAAACUCUCUACGAACAUCCUUUCCUGUGAUUACUGGCGCGCAGCCUCCGCUUGCGUAUCUCCCCGCGUUACCCCGAGCGAACUGGACGAUGGUUACGCGCAUCUUUUACGUGGAGAAGCCGCCCAACAGUGAUGGGACCAGCUACAACGAUGAAAGCUGCGGAGCCAAGUCAGGCCGCAAGAUGCUGGCUGCACUUGGUGCGCUCAGGGAGUCCUGGCGUUUCGUGUACCUCAUAUGUGUGCCGCUCCUCCUUCUUCCUGUGGCAUUAUGCAUCGGAGGAAAGGCCGGCUGGUGCGCCUACAUUCUGCUCUGGAUGGCUUUCUACUGGUCGGUGGAGGCCUGUCCGCUGGCUGCCACUUCGCUCAUGCCGGUGUUCCUAUUCCCGCCCUUGGGGAUCCUGUCAUCCAGUGGUGUGGCUAGUUUUUACCUGAAUGAUAUCGGAAUCUUGUUGCUUUGUUCUCUAAUCAUGGCUGGAGCUGUGGAAACAAGCAACCUGCACAAGAGAAUAGCCCUCAGGUCUUUACUCGCCAUAGGAACAAGUAAUGUCAGGCUUCUCCUCGGCUUUAUGCUAGUCACCAUGGCCUUAUCCAUGUGGAUUCCCAACACUGCCUCCGCGUCUAUCAUGGCGCCCAUCGCCAUGGCCGUGGUAGACCAGAUGCACGCCUCCUCUAAGUCUCAUCACAGAGACGUAGAAAGUUCCGAACUCGAGUCUACAACCAGGCGACAGGAGCCGGUUUACAAAGAAAACGAGGAAGCGAGACGCAAGAAUUCGUCUACUACUGCUGAUUCUGAGGAUAGCUUUAGGCAGAAGGUAGUGCGUACGACCAUGCUGCUUUCCGUGGCAUAUUCUGCUAACAUUGGAGGAACUGGAUCUCUCACUGGCACAGGGUCCAAUCUCGUACUCAAGGGCCUCAUGGAUGACCGGUUCCCAGAGUGUUCCGAGUUGACCUUUGCAACGUGGAUGCUUUACAACGUGCCAACCAUGCUGAUUUGCGUUUUCAUCGGUUGGAUCUACCUCCAAUUUUCCGCGAGGAAAGCAAUGAGGGGUCCCUCAUCAGGUGCAGCGGAAGAAAAAGUUCGUGAGGAAAUUUCCAGGAGAUACCGCGACCUGGGUCCUAUGAGUUUUUCCGAAUGGUGCGUCACGUUACUGAUGACAGCAAUGAUUCUUCUCUGGUUCACCAUGAAGCCUCAGGUGUUCCCUGGCUGGGUGGAAAUGAUUCCUAAUGGAAAGCUCAUCAGGUCAUCCACUCCCGCCAUGUUGGUGACGUUCCUGCUGUUUUUGAUUCCGAAGAACCCUCGCAAGCCCGGUGGCCGAGCCAUCAUCACGUGGCGGGAGGCCAGCGAGCGCGCUCAGUGGGGGAUCGUGAUUCUCAUCGGAGGCGCCAUGUGCCUCGCAGAGGGCUGCAAGCAAUCAGGCCUGUCGGCAAUGCUGGUGCACUACCUGAAGGGCCUUGACGUGCUUCCUCACGGCCUUACAGUCCUCGUCCUGUGCUUCAUCACCUCGGCGCUAACCGAAGUGACGACCAACAUGGCCGUCAGUUCCAUACUCUUGCCUGUCGUCCUCGAAAUGGCGAUAGCGAUAGGCGUGCACCCACUUUACCUCGCAAUGCCGGUGACGAUCUGCUGCUCCUUCUCAUUCAUGCUGCCCGCCGGAGCACCUCCUAAUGCAAUCGUGUACGAAGUGGCGAAGUUGACAAUUCCUGAAAUGGCUAAGCUAGGCUACGUCAUGAACAUGGUCUGCGUCCUGGUGGAAGUCGCCAUGAUUCACGCGAUAGGCUUUCCCAUAUUUGGCUUGACGACGUUGCCUGAUUGGGCUAGGCCCUCGGUAUCGACGGUCUCUGCUACAGCUGUACCAAACACAACCGAUGUCAUCACAUCACAAUACGGCAGUAUUGACUACAUUUAAUCACACGCAAGCCACGUGAAAGGUGUGCGUGGCUGACAGAAAUUUAUCGCUGUUCAAAUUUCCACGAUCUCCGAAGUCACCACACGUCGUUUAGCGUCAGUUCCUACUUGUAGUACACAGGAAUAAGAGGAUUCCCGAGCUCAAGCCCUAAAGGAGGUAUUAUUCAGCAGCAGGAAGAGAUAUAUUCGAAUAAGGUUCGUUGUUGUAAAGACAACUAAGCGUGGUGUAGGCGAUUACCAGUCCUAAGAGCAUUAAUUUUCGUCACUCAACAAAGCCCUGACACUAAACAUCUGACAUGACCUGAGGACUGCUGAUUCGACAUCACCGAGGCGCUGCACGUCAAGCACUCGUGGGCAGCAACGGUUUCAGAACGGAACUGCAGCCAUUAGACGUGUGGGCUCAAGGCCGGGUUUCAGUGCCAGUGACCAACUGGAGCUCUCAGAUAUGACACCGAGGCAUAUCGGAAAGCAACAUGACCUUUACUCUUCUAAUACGGGUCCCUAAACAACGCCUCGUUUAUUACAGAAGAAGCGCUGCCCUGACUCACAGUCAUCUUCGGCUACUAACCACUGCUCGCGCAAGCCGCGUGUCAUGGGACAUGCCUCCUGAUCAUUUUCAAUGAUGAUAAUGUGAACCAUAUAGCCAGCGCCCCCACAAGUUAGAAAUAACUAAGAAACAAAAAACCGUGCUUUUCCAUGACGAAGUCACGACCUUUCGAAAAAACCUCAUUAGCUGUGCUUUCUCCUGAAGCAUGGUUAUUUUUCCCGUGUUUUCCACAACAAACCGGAACUUACCACGUAAAAAGCAAAAUGGUUGCACUCACUUCAGACGCUGUUAAACACGAGGAAACUCUGAGAUAAAUAUUUUUCUAUAGUGUCAAGGACAUGCGACCUGUGCGUUUUCUGGGUUGUCAGUUUUCCACGGUGAAUCCAUUUAUGCUCACAUUUAUGCUCCUCUAAAAUUGUUAUGUUUAGUAUGACACUCAUGUCCAGUGAUGUAGGUCACGAAUAACGUAUUGUCAGCUUUGAACAAAACGAAUUCCCGAAGAAUCUCUGACACAGGAAGUGCGCACCGCUGACACGACAGGGUACAAGCUUUUGCAUGAAAAUAAAAAGCAAAGCAGUUGCAGUAUUGGUGUGCAUAUGUCAACUAAACGUUCCUGUAGUAUUUCCGACGAGAAACGGGAAGUGAAUUUUGUCUUCGGCCAGUCGUUCUUAACGUAACGCACAGCGCUUUCUUACGGUUCGUUUUUUUUUUUUUAAUGCAGAACACGAAGAAGCAUUCCUAUGUGUAAAGUGAGGCGAUUGUAUUAGCUUCUUCUUUUGCCUUCAGAAAAAGGGUUGUCCAUAGUUGUGUAUAUACAAGACGUAUCGGCUGAAUCCUUCUGGAUACGCGAGCGUGGCGCGAUAAAAAAAAUAACACGUUUGUGACAACAGCAGGGUUUGUUGAAGACAUUGGCCUAAUAAAGCACAAAUUCGAAGGCGCGUAUCCGUAAGAGCAAUACCAAUCCACUGAUGCAGUGAUAAUCCCAAGUCGCCCAUGUUUGCCUACAAAUAUUUCACAUGCCGUUCGCAUGGAAGCGCCUGAAGCUCUCUCUUUUCCCAAAGAUGCGUUUGCAUUCAUCUACACAUAUCCACUCACGAUUAAGACGCUAUCUUCAAGCAAGCUAAUCAGAGAGGACGCGAUCUGAAACAUUAUCCUUGUAUGUGCGUCUACGACAAAAGAUAUUUCAGGAGGUCCAUGAAGGCGUUCUUGUUCUCCGCGCCUAUGCUAGUCUCCUCCGUAUAUGCUUGAUUGAUGCAGGAGGUCGUUGCGAUAGAAGAGCUCAUCACACAAUUGUUACUAUUCAUGCGUAUGGAGAAUCACUCAAUAAAGUAUGCAACUGAUGUAUGACUUCA